AUGUCGAAGCCAAUCAAAGAAUUUUUCUCAAAGAUUAGGAAGAAUUACGACAUUGUGAAAAAACUAGGUGCAACAUUCACCUCCGGCAGCCGCAUCCUUCCGUCGCAGACGAACAAAAAUGACGCAGACUACCAGCUGCGUCUUGACGCAGGUGAACUAAUCGACAAACGAUACCAAAACAUUGUUUUGCAAGUCAACUCGCAAGCUAAGAACACGGGUUUACGGGAAUGGGUCAAGAAACAACCGCAGGGCACGCAUGCGAAGUUAGCUACCGCUCGCUUCGACACUCAGGCUGAAGACCAGGAUGCUGAAACAGAAAGGGUGCUGAAUGAACUGCAGGAGCAGGCUAAGAAGAACGUGUAA
Messenger RNA from Aspergillus mulundensis, 363 nucleotides. RefSeq lists its product as uncharacterized. The record is from RefSeq and is a predicted model, not a curated record. The coding region runs from base 1 to 363 and encodes 120 amino acids. The transcript has a single exon. NCBI's taxonomy places the organism in Eukaryota, Fungi, Ascomycota, Eurotiomycetes, Eurotiales, Aspergillaceae.